Messenger RNA from Botrytis cinerea B05.10, 981 nucleotides. RefSeq lists its product as hypothetical. Bases 207 to 758 code for a protein of 183 amino acids. Gene Ontology annotation, molecular function: fatty acyl-CoA hydrolase activity. NCBI's taxonomy places the organism in Eukaryota, Fungi, Ascomycota, Leotiomycetes, Helotiales, Sclerotiniaceae. The record is from RefSeq and is a predicted model, not a curated record. The transcript is spliced from 4 exons.
GAUCCGAUCCGCCAUCCGAACCUCGGCAAGAACGUCGCGUCUAGUGCUCGAUACAAUUCAAACUACAGGAUUGUCGUGAAGCUUCAACAUCUUAUACUUUGCCCAGUUUACAUCUAUUCCAAGCCAGUUAACGUUUCUUAACCUGCACAAGGGUAGUCUGGGUAGGAUAGGAGGAUAAGAAGAGAGAACGGGGUAUUUGGUGCAAUAUGUCGAAGUCACGGGAGGAGGCUAUGAAGGGUGUCGAAGCGAUUUUUGAUAGAUACCGACUAAUCGCCCAAGCCCAAAAUUUCAAAGGCUUCGACUCCCACCUUAUGGAAAACAUCAAAAUCAUUGAUGCCACCUCCUCAGGAACUGCAACGUUCGAAUUUUUAAUAGAUGAACAAUACAGCAAUAUCAACAAUGUGAUGCAUGGAGGAGCCGGAGGUGUGAUAUUUGAUAUGUGUACUACAUUUGCUUUGGGACCUGUUGCUAAACCUGGAUCUUGGGAUUUUCUUGGCGGGGUGACCAGGACGCUCAAUUUGAGUUAUCUAAGGGCUGUUCCUGUCGGCACAACUGUUCGCAUCUAUACUGAAGUAGUACAAUACGGCAAAACGAUGGCGAUGCUUCGUGGUACCAUGACUAGUCAAGAUGGCUCGAUUAUUUAUUGCACAUGUGAACAUCACAAAGUGCGCGUGCCAACCCGGAAAGAGCAUUUAGAGCAUAAAGUAGAAUGGGAUGGCUUGUGGAGUAAAGACUCGGAUGGGAAAUCGAAAUUGUGAUAUCUAUAGAGCUUUCAUGGAGGAUAGCGUUGUCCAAAAGGCACUGUGAAUGAUUCAGGCAUAUGUAUAAAAGAACUGUCUUGUCCUCUGGAUGGGCUUUGAAGAGAGGAAGUCUUGUCAUUUAGUAGUGAUCUUUGAAGAAGAGUAUAUAUAGAUGACACAGGGAUGAUCAUUUCAAAACUAUUAGUUUGCGUUUUCUUGAGCAAUAUCUCAAUCCACCUUA